This is a messenger RNA of Rotaria sordida, 813 nucleotides long. The record is from the annotation of a GenBank genome assembly. Lineage: Eukaryota; Metazoa; Rotifera; Eurotatoria; Philodinida; Philodinidae.
AUGCAAAGACCAUCAUUAAUUGAGGACGAUGAUGAUUAUACUAAUAAUAAGAAUGGAAAACAAUUGCUAUCAAGAAGUCUUACAUUUAAUAGGGAACCAUUAAAACAAAAACGAAUAAAAAGACUAAGUCGAAGUUUACUUAGUAAUGAUAAUUGGCAACAAGAGACAAUGGCUGGUGUUCGUAUUAAUGCUAAAAACGAUAUUGAUCCUUUAUCAUAUAUACGUGACAUGCUUAAUGAAUUGUGUAAUACAGAAGCUUUUAUUUAUGCUCGACAAUGUCGUGUUGUUGUUGGUAAAUUACGUUUAUGUUGGAGUGAUGUUAAUGAAGGAAUAAAAUCAUUAUUAAAACAUAAAGAAUAUACAGAAGCAGCUAUUGAACAUAUUCAACAAGAUUUAAUAAUUAAUAAAGAAAAUAGAACAUUUGAAUUGGCUCGUUUUGAAAAAUUAGAUAAUUCACAACAACGUCAAUCACCAUCGACAGUACUUCCUCAACUAUUAUCAACUCUUGGUUUUCGUCUACCAUGUACACUUCAAAAUAAUCCAAUAAUUUCAUCUAAUUCAAAUUUAAAUAAUAUGAAUAUUUCAACAGAAGCAACAUUAUUGAAUGAAAAUAGUUUACCACUUGUUAGAAAUUUACUUGCUUUUACAUCAGAUGUUAUACAAAUAUUUCAAGAUGCAACAAAAUUAAUUGAAGAAUCAUGUGAAAUUAAAAAACAUGCGAUGAAUCAAAUAAAAGAUACAAAAGCCUAUUCGUUAACUGUUAAUCAAAGUAUUGCACAAAAACUUGCGGAUAUUAUUACAUUAGCUAAUUAA